Molecule: messenger RNA, 1905 nt
Organism: Microcebus murinus (gray mouse lemur)
Lineage: Eukaryota; Metazoa; Chordata; Mammalia; Primates; Cheirogaleidae
Product: granzyme B-like
Biological process (GO): proteolysis
Cellular component (GO): intracellular membrane-bounded organelle; cytoplasm
Molecular function (GO): serine-type endopeptidase activity
Source: RefSeq, a predicted model, not a curated record
AACCAAGAGAGCACACACUAGGAGGUCUGCGAGGUCACUAGGCCCGCCCCUCUUUCAUCCCACUCCCAUGGUUUUAUAUUUGGGUGGAGCAAACACCAGCAUUGCUGAUGUGGGCAGCCUUCCUGAGGAGAUGCAGCCGCUCCUGCUCCUGUUGGCCUUUCUCCUGCCUCCCACGGCUGGGAUAGACCUGAUCAUCCGGGGCCAUGAGGCCAAGCCCCACUCCCGCCCCUACAUGGCCUAUCUUCAGAUCUGGAAUCGGGGAACCCGGACGUGGUCCUCCUGCGGUGGUUUCCUGAUCCGAGAAGACUUCGUGCUGACGGCCGCUCACUGUUGGGGAAGCUCCAUAAAUGUCACCCUGGGGGCUCACAACAUCAGGAAGCAUGAGAAGACCCAGCAGGUCAUCCAUGUGAGAAGAGCCACCCGCCACCCAGCAUAUGAUUCUAAGAGACUUUUCAAUGACAUCAUGCUGCUGCAGCUGGAGAGAAAGGCCAGGCUGACUUCAGCCGUGCAGCCCCUCAAGCUGCCCAAGCACAUGGGCUGGGUGAAGCCAGGGGACAAGUGCAGUGUGGCCGGCUGGGGCCAGACUGCCAUGGAGGGCAGAGGCUCAGACACGCUGCAGGAGGUGACGCUCACCGUGCAACAGGACAGGACGUGCGAAUUGGUCUACCACCAGAAUUACCACAAGGACACAGAGAUAUGUGUGGGGGACCCAAAGACAACUAAUAUCAACUUCAAGGGGGAUUCUGGUGGCCCCCUGGUGUGUAAGAAGGUGACCCAGGGCAUUGUGUCUGGUGGAAGAAUAAACGGAACACCUCCAAGAAUAUACACGAAGGUCUCACAUUUCCUUCCCUGGAUAUGGAAAAUAAUGAAGUAUAGCAGCCAAAGAAAGCCCCAAAACUGACGUCCUCUGAGCCAGACCAUCUUUUCUGAGGCAGAGGCGAGAAUCCCACAGAGGUGGGCAGUGGGAUCACAGAAGUGCAAUAAAUGGAUCUCUCGCAUGAAUAUGACUCAAGUCUGGUCUAUGCAUUGAUCUGCUUUCAAUAUGUGACAGCCUGCUCCAGGCUGCCCUCUGCUGUCAAUUCUGGUUUGUAUCCUCCUUUCCCCCACUGCCGGCUCUCCCUAAACCCCAUGCUGGACAAUUUCUCAUCAAUUUUUCAGGCACGAGUCUUUGAUACCUAACUUUCUGCCACAGACAAUCUUCUCCCCCCAUAAAGUGAACCUCUCUGGGCCUUAGGAAUUUCUUAACAUCUCUAAGCUAACCGCUUUCACCAAUCCCUGCCCCCCUGACUUUGGCAGAGAGUGGAGCACUAAGUGGAAAGGAGCUAACUCCAGGGACCCAGGUGGCCGGGCCCAGCCAGCAGCACCCCAGUGGGGGCACGCUUCUGCCACAGCCAGGCCUGUCUGCAGGUCCAGAGGCUGAGAUGCUUCUCUGAUGCCCCUCAGCCUCACCCAGGCCCUGCACUGGGCCCAGCACUGAGCUCAGUCAGCCUCCUUCCUCCCUGGCCUUCCCAUACAGACCCCUGCUUUUCACCCAGGUGUCCCUAGCCACCAGCUCCUCCCUUCUAGCCCUGUUUGAGCCAGUCUUCUCUUUCUCAUCUCCCAAGGCUGUGCAUUUCUCAUUUCUCAAGACUGAGCAGAUUCUCCUCUAUUGUUUGUCCCAGCCCAACCUGGGCUGCCAGCCCACCUGAUGCUGAUCACACUGGGCAGGGCUGGCUGAGGCCCCAGUUUAGCCAGGCAUCCCCAGGGGCUCAGGCAUCCCCUCAUGUUCAGUGUCUCAGUGGCCUGGCCUGGCCUCAGUGCCCAGCCUCCCCCUGCUGGCAAUGUGGGGCUAUGGCGGCCUUGCACAAGAGGGCUCUGGGGCUGCUGGGCUGGAAGGACCCCUUUGCCACCCAAGUAGACAAAUAC